This is a messenger RNA of Cannabis sativa, 2046 nucleotides long. RefSeq lists its product as uncharacterized. The record is from RefSeq and is a predicted model, not a curated record. Bases 8 to 1726 code for a protein of 572 amino acids. Lineage: Eukaryota; Viridiplantae; Streptophyta; Magnoliopsida; Rosales; Cannabaceae. The transcript is spliced from 6 exons. Gene Ontology annotation, biological process: proteolysis. Gene Ontology annotation, molecular function: cysteine-type peptidase activity.
GAUUCUUAUGAAAUCUGUUGCUGAGAUGAACAAGAAGCUGGACAUUCUUAUUGAGGUGUUUUUUUUAAUUGUCAUUACUUUUUCUGUUAUUUUUUUAGUAGUGUUUUUAUGUUGUUUUAUACAGUUAAUUAAUUUUUUAAUUUUUUAUUUUUGUUCUCAGUCAUCCCAAGGUGGUCUUACUCACAAUGGAUCUCAGUCUGAAGAUGCUCUUCGUACUUUAGAAAAUGAGGAUGAUGAAGAUUCCACUUCGGAGGAAGACGAGGAUGAUAAAUUCGACGAUGACAAAGGAGAUGAUCAUCAUGACGAUGAAACUGAUGAUGAUGAUGAUGAUCUGGGUGGAGAUGGUGUUGGUGCUGGUCAGGAUGAGGCUCACACGGGCGAUGUUCGUAACGAUGAGGGUGUUGUUGUUCCCGAGGUUGUUUCGAGGGAUGAUGAUACCGGCAAGGUGGAUGAUGCCAAGAAUUCUGACUCUGUGGAACCUAUUGCAGAGAUCAAACAGCCUGAACAGUCUCAAGGUGGGGAGGACAACAUUGAUGUUGAUGCAACAAUUGCAUCUGCUGUUAAAGUUGUGGAGAAUUUGAUUGGUUCCUCAACUAAUGCCCCUGCUCCUGUUGAGACUUAUGAGAAGACUGAUCUUGAAAUGGUUGUUUUUCAAGAGACUCCUAUUUUACGUCCUCAAAAGAGGGAUCGGAAGAAAGGAGCUGUUUUGAAAUCCCCAUUCAUUGAGCUUGCUUCUGGUGCAUCUAAAUCAGGUUCAUCCUCAGUUUCUCCUGAUGAUUCUGUGUAUAAGGUCGUUAAAUAUGUGCGUGGUUUGUGCCCGUUGGACAACAAGAUUGGUGAACCUGUCGAUCCGCAAUUGGAAGCUGAGUUUGUCAAGUGGGUUGAUACAGGUCUUAGAAAGCAUAAAUCUAACACAACAACUAAUGUGUAUUGUAAGGGUAAGGACACAAUAUUUCCGCCAUUUCGUUUUAGUGUUGAGGACAUCAGCAACAAGAUGUGGUUUCACAACCUUGCCUACCCUAAUUGUUUCCUUACCAAUUCUCACAUUGACAUCAUUUUCUAUUAUCUUCGUAAGAAAAUAAUGUACUCAGCCGAGCCGAAAAUCAAAGUCACCACAACUGAUUGCCUGUUUUGUUCUAGCAUAACAACUUUGUAUGAGAAGUUUGUUGAGAAAAACAACGAUAUAUCGGUGUUGUCUCUUUCUCACAAUGUGGCCCAGUACAUUCAAGGUGGUAAGAUAUUAUGUGCCACUCCUUGGCAUUUGGUUGAUCAUGUUGUUAUGCCUAUCAAUGUAAAAUUACAGGAUCAUUGGAUUUGUGGUCGUCUUAACAUAGUUGACAGGCGCAUAUAUCUGUACAAUUCAUUGCGUUCUGGGAGGUAUAUGACAGCUGCCAAAGAGGCUUGCAAGUCUUUCUCUGUUAUUUUACCAUAUUACUUCUCUAUGUUAGACUUCAAAGGCCUUCGCAACGAAGCUAAGUUUAGCACUAUGGAACCUUUCCCUAUUGUUGUUGUUGAUGGUUUACCCGAGCAGGUCACAGCUGAUUGUGGUGUUUUUGUUGCAUCAUUUGCUGAGUAUUUCAUUGAUGGCAAACCCAUCCCAUCCUCUGAUUUUGAUGUGGAAAUUCACCGCGAUCGUUUGGCUGUGUUAUUUUAUCAAUAUGGGAUGAAGAAGCAAACUGAGAACAUUGAAAGUGAAUCCGAGGCCCCUCCCAGCCUUCAGAAGUGAUUUGUUUUUUCAAUCAGAUUGUCAUUGUUCUUAUAGUUUUUUAAUGUUGUUUUAAUGUUUUUUAUGUUGUUUUUCUUAAACAAACAUUGGUGUUAUGUUGUGUUUCCUUACGUUUUGUGUGGACAACAUGUAAUCUUUUUAUUUUUGUAUGUUUUUUCUUAUUAUUUUUAUGUACAAACAUGUUGGUAUGUUAAAGUUGUUAGUUUUUUCAUUUCACAUCCCUUCUUUUUUUGUUUUUUUUUUCUUAUAGUUUCUCUGUUUUUUUGAAUACAAAUAUUAAUUUCAGUAUUAAAAACACAAAUUGUUUCAAUAACAAACUU